Messenger RNA from Sporothrix schenckii 1099-18, 1329 nucleotides. RefSeq lists its product as uncharacterized. The record is from RefSeq and is a predicted model, not a curated record. Lineage: Eukaryota; Fungi; Ascomycota; Sordariomycetes; Ophiostomatales; Ophiostomataceae. Bases 1 to 1329 code for a protein of 442 amino acids. The transcript has 2 exons.
AUGGCCGCCGAUGUGACUGAGGGCUCUCUUCGUGCCACUGGCAUUGCCAUGCUGGUCCUCACCACUUUUGUCAUCGUCCUCCGCAUUUUGGGCAACCUACAGCUGUGGUACCAAGGCCGUCUCGCCGUCAACGGGCAGUGGUGGCACGAAAUCCGGAUGGAAGACAUCUGGCUGUUGCUCUCCUACCUGUUCUUCGUCACCGUCUCCGUCCUGUACCUCUACAUCGUCCCGGCCUUCUUCCGACUGACCCUUCUGGGCGAAGGUCUCAUCGAACCCUACGCAACUGCCACCGAGGAUGCCCUGUUCAUCCAGAAGGGCCUCUUUGCUGCCUCCGCCUGCCUCUGGUUCUGCCUCUGGUCCGCCAAGUUCUCGCUGCUGUGCAUGUACAAGAAGCUCUUUGACAAGCUGGCCCAGUACAACCGCCUGUGGUGGGCGCUCGUCAUUUUCUCGACGCUGGCUCUAGUCGGCUGCAUCGUCACGCUGUUCGAGGCCUGCGAGAACAUGACGGCCUGGUUCUCCGUCGGCGCCUGCGUGUCUCAGCGUGACAUUGUCCACGCUGCCAUCAGCAUGUGGUACGGCUACGCCGUUGACCUGCUGACAGAUUUGCUGAUCAUGGCGCUGCCUCUCCGUCUGCUCAUCGGCCUUCAAAUGCCCUUGUCCCGCAAAAUUUCCAUUUCAUGUCUGUUUUGUCUCGGUUUCGUCUGCAUCAUCGCCUCGACCAUUCGUGUUACCCAGAUCAAUAACGGCACGCGCCAGCCUACUGUGCCUUGGUUGGCCCUUUGGGGUACAGUUGAAUCAGCCACAGCCGUCGUCAUUGCCAACUCCCCGAAUUUGUACCGCACCAUCAAGCGGCAAACGUCGCGUGCCAAGUACUACGGCGGGCACGGCAGCUACGAGAACACCGGUGGCAGCGGCAGUGCCCGGCCCCAACUGGCAACCAUCGGAGGCACCGGUGGCCGCAGCUCGGGCUUUCCAAGCCGCAACCGCGGCACGAACAAUGACAAAGACAACACUGACGACGUCGAGCUCAAGAGUUUUGGUGGCAGCGCCGGCAGCAACCACAGCCAAGCUGGCGACGGUGGUGUGAAUGGCGGUGCCUCGUACUCCGGUGGCCGCAAUCCAGCAAAUAUCGGCUUGGUCGACCCGGACAACAGCAGUCAAGAAGGGCUCGUGGAUGAGUUGCGUCGCGCUAACGGCGGCAUUGUCAACGUGACCGUCAGCGGUGGGAAAAUGAACGCCGCUGGUGACGUCGGAGGCGGAAACUGGCAGGGAGGAGGGAUUGUUGUGACCAAUACACACGUACUGCAGCGGACAGAGGGCAACAGCUAA